This is a messenger RNA of Helianthus annuus (common sunflower), 754 nucleotides long. RefSeq names its product early light-induced protein 2, chloroplastic-like. The record is from RefSeq and is a predicted model, not a curated record. The transcript has a single exon. Bases 83 to 562 code for a protein of 159 amino acids. NCBI's taxonomy places the organism in Eukaryota, Viridiplantae, Streptophyta, Magnoliopsida, Asterales, Asteraceae.
AGCAACCACAAUAACACAAGUUAACAACCUUAAUUAUUAACAUUCAUUCCACAACCUUCUUCUCUCAAUCAUUCAUUCUAACAUGGCAGCUACUUCAGUCUUCAUGGCAACCCCCGUCGCACGUCUCACCACCAACCCUUCAUCUAGAAGAACCGUCAACUUUGCUGUCGUCAGGUGCAUGUCACAAGAUCAACAAUCUUCACCGGCACCGAAGAAGGUGAGCACUAAGUUCUCCGACGUGUUGGCGUUCAGUGGGCCUGCACCGGAGAGGAUUAACGGAAGGUUGGCGAUGAUAGGGUUUGUGUCGGCGAUGGCAGUAGAAUUAACCAACGGUCAAGAUGUGUUCGCUCAGAUCUCACACGGUGGAGUUUCGGCGUUUGUAGCGACGAGUUUGGUGUUGUCGCUGGCGUCGUUGGUGCCGUUGUUUAAAGGGGUGAGGGCAGAGUCGAAGUCGAGUGGGUUGAUGACGUCGGAUGCAGAGCUGUGGAACGGGCGGGCUGCGAUGUUGGGUUUGGUGGCUUUGGCUUUUACCGAAUAUGUGACGGGCAGUGCCCUUGUAUGAUGAGUUUUUUUUUAUAAAACAAAGAGGCUACAGGUACUUAUUUUUAAAUCGUGGUAUUAGAUGAAAGUUUGAAUAUCGAAUUAGAAUGUUUGUAGACAUGUACUUUAAAAGCUUGUAAGUAUAUGUGUAAAUGAUGAAAUGUUUUGAUUCAUGAUAAUAUAUCGACUUAUGAUGUGCUAUACUGCUAUCUUA